Messenger RNA from Mytilus trossulus (common blue mussel), 513 nucleotides. RefSeq lists its product as uncharacterized. Gene Ontology annotation, molecular function: chitin binding. The transcript is spliced from 2 exons. The record is from RefSeq and is a predicted model, not a curated record. The coding region runs from base 1 to 513 and encodes 170 amino acids. NCBI's taxonomy places the organism in Eukaryota, Metazoa, Mollusca, Bivalvia, Mytilida, Mytilidae.
AUGACAGUACACGCUGAUCAAAUAGUUGGUCUAACUUCUCCAAGAAUUUCAAAUCUCCAUACUUGUACUGGUAAUAUUGGCAAUCCACCAGAGAACAUAGAGGUUGAGAUGCGGUUGGCAGGAGACUCAAAUUAUCAAACAAUAUACCCAAGUUAUACAACCAAAACAGAAUCAACAGUUAACUGUAGAAUAACAAGAGUCAUAAAGUUUUGGAUUGGUUUUACUACGAUAAUGUACAAUGCAACAAUUAGAUGUAAAUUGACCAACGACCUCAAUCCAGAUGAUUCGCCGGCAUAUUCUAAUCCUGAAAUGCUUUUUCUGGUUUCUGAUGACUUUUGUUACCAGGAUUAUAACUUUACCACAACUAACAAAUAUCACCAUCCGACAACCUCUCAUAGAUUUGUGACUUGUGUAGGGAAUAAACCAUACGUCAUUGCAUGUCCAAGUAGUCUUUGUUUUAGUGUAGAAAACGAUUAUUGUGAUGAUUGCUCUACAGUAGAAACAUUUGCGUAA